Molecule: messenger RNA, 1007 nt
Organism: Ziziphus jujuba (common jujube)
Lineage: Eukaryota; Viridiplantae; Streptophyta; Magnoliopsida; Rosales; Rhamnaceae
Exons: 2
Coding region: 14-718 (234 amino acids)
Source: RefSeq, a predicted model, not a curated record
AUAGAGAUUAACAAUGGAGGACGGCAGAAUUGAGGUAGCAGCCGAGACAGUCACUUCGGUAACCACCGAGAAAAACUUCAGCAGAGAAAGUGGCUUUUGGGAUCGGGUCGUCACCGCCAAGAUACCACUAGGUAUCCCUCUUAGACCUCUUCCUUAUCCUAAGAAGAUUUCACACUUAGACUGGAUUAGACGUUGUAUUUAUGUUGCUUAUGGACCUAUUCCUGACGAUUGGACCUUCUUGUGGCCGAACCCGAAAUCAUCAAAGUCGCUCAAUCAGCUCAUGAUUCCGAUGGUGCUCGCGAAUUCCCGUACCAAAAGGAUCCGACAGAGGUUGUUAGGGAUGAAGAAAAGGAAAGAGGAAAAGGCUCGUCCUCCUUCACUCUACGGUCCCAUCACCGAACAAGAAAUUCUAAUGGUGGCAAGAAAGCAUAUUCUACGGGUAGCUAGACCGGCCAAACUGUCAGUGAAGGAUUUACCCAGGAAAAAGAUAAGGAUAUAUGCGAGAAAAAAGACGCCAUCAAAGAAAAUGAAAUGGCCGAGACAAGAUACCCAACCUGAUGCUGCCGCUAUGAUGAAAAGCAAGAAGGUGAAAUUACAGCACCCUUCUACAGCGAAGACGACGAGCUUCUGUACUCGUGGUGGGGAGGCUUGUAAGAAGUUCAUCACACUGUUUGUCCUUGUAAGAAAUUCACCUCACAUUUGGUCCAUUGCAGCCUAGAUUGGUUUAAUGUUCGAGUUUUCAAGUAAUCACAUCCCUCAAAGCUGUUCAUGUGACGAAAUUGUUAGGUAUAAAUUUGUUGAUUUGACCAAUCAGCAGGGCCUAAAUCAUUUCAAAACCUUAAAAAGUAGAGGUUUGCAAAGUGUAACUAAAAUAUUAGGUGUAAAAUUGGUCCUUACAAAUAUAUGUAUAUCCUGCUUGGUUCUGAAAAUUGUUUCCUUUAUUUUAGAAUAUACUGUUAUUUUUGUUACUUUAGAACAUAUCGUAAUUCUAAACAAAAUAAUGUCAU